UAUUGCACUAAACUCGGUUUCUUAUAAGCCCGAUGGGCUUACUAGUAAGAAAUGGAAGACCAUGUCAUUUAUUCAUGAAACGACGUCCUGCCUUUCCCCAAUUACUCUCAACCUUUGGGUGUUUUGUUGAACGAACUUGCUAAGAAGUGGAAGCGGAAUAACACAGAGGAGUCUUCGCAUGUAAGGUCUUGCAAACGAACUCAUGCCUCGGGAGGUUACGAUGUUGCAUCAAUGGCCCAAGACUCUGAACUAUCAGCGGUGGCUAUGGCAUAGCACCACUGGUAGCCAUGAAACUGCUCAGCUGAAAUGCCCAUGGGCAAUUGGAUCUCAUGGUAGAAAGAGUGAGAUUGCACUGUUAUAAGGUUGAGAAAUUGAUUAAUCUAUUAUUUCCUAUUUUCCCUAUCAUUUUCAUGCUGCUAUCAAAGAUGAUAAUUUGAGUUUGGGGCAAUGGUAUUUAACUGCUAUUUAUAGUUUUCCUAAAAAAAAUAUUCGUUCUCAAUCUUGGGAUUUGCUUCGGUCGUUGUGUAGACAAAAUGGGGAGGCUUGGUUGGUUAUAGGUGAUUUUAACGAAUUGAUGUAUCAACAUGAGAAAAAAUGGGGAAAACCUAGACCUGAGAGACAAUUAACUGCAUUUAAAGAGGUUAUUGAGGAGUGUCAUCUAUGGGACUUAGGUUAUUCUGGUCCCAAAUUUAUUGGGUCUAAUAGGAGGGCUAUUCCGUAUCGAGUUAGUGAAAGGAUUGACAGGUUUCUAUUAAAUUCUAUUUGGUGGGAUGGCUUUCCUCGUGCUUGGGUUACUCAUGGUGUGGUAGCCUACUCUGAUCACUUGCCUAUUUAGGUAGUUUUGGAGGGUGUAGAAGAAUCUCCAAAGUUUAAGAAGCUAUUUAAGUUUGAGGCCAUGUGGGUGGGGGAGCCUAAUUGUGAGGAUAUCAUUAAGAGUCUUUGGAGCAACGCUUCUUCUCAGUCUAAUAUGAGUACUGUUGCGAUGAUAAAAGAUAGUGGGACUCAUUUGGGAACUUGGAAUAGACACACUUUUGGUGAUGUCUAGCAUCAACUUACAAAGGCACAGAGAAGUCUACGGACGUUGUAUGAGACAGACCAAACAGGGGCUGAUUUUGAAGCUAUUAAUUUAGUUAAAGAUGAGAUGCAGAUUUGGUUAGAAAGAAAUGAAGUGCUAUAGAGACAACGCUCUAAGGUGGUAUCGCUUAAAGAAUGGGAUAACAAUACUAGAUACCUUCAUAUGAAAGCAUCACAGAGGCGAAUGAAGAAUAGCAUUUUUAGAAUCAAAGAUGAGAAUGGGUAGUGGCAAGAAGGGCUUCAAAGGGAUAGGGUCAUUGUUGAGUAUUUUUAGACUCUCUUUACAAGCUCCUCUCCUAAUAUUUCUAGCGACUCUAUGGAUUUUCGAGAGGCGUUGACUAGGAAAGUAACUGUUGUGAUGAAUGUUGAUUUAACAACAGAGUUUCAAGCUGAUGAAGUCAAGGCAGCUUUGUUUCAAAUGGAUCCUAUGAAGGCCCCAAGCCCCAAUGGCAUGUCACCAAUUUUUUUUCAAAAAUAUUGGCAUGUGGUUGGGGAUUCAGUUAUCUCGGCAGUUCUCCAAGCUUUGAGUUCAGGGAAAGCUGGUGCAGCUGCUGUUUUGAGGGAUCAUUCCAGUAGAGUUCUAAUAGCUGCUAGUAAAGCUGAGUUGGAAAUGGAUGGUUUGGAAGCCUUAGAAUUAAUGGCUAUUUUCAGAGGUAUACAAUUGUGUGCUACUAUGGGAAUUCCUAAGCUUAUUGUGGAGAGUGAUAGUCUACUCUGUGUUGAAGCUCUUCAUAAUAGUAGGAUGCAUAACUCUUUGCUUGGGGGGUUAUAUUAUGAAAUUAAACAGCUUUCCUCAUGUUUUGAAUGCUGUUAAUUUUCACAUGUUUAUAGAGAGGGCAAUAUGGUAGCUCACAUGUUGGCUAGGUAUGUCUCUAGAGUUGAUAAUAUUGUUCUAUGGUGGGAUUGUAUUCCAAACUGUAUUUCUAAAGUUUUAUGGCUUGAUAAUUGUCUGUAAUUAUUAUUUCAAUUGAUUAGUGAUAUUCUAGUUUCUAUCAAAAAAAUUAAAAAAUAAAAAAUAAAUUUCUACCAUAGUAUAGCUCCUAUGUAAUUCAAUCAAUUUGAACGAGGUCAAAUACUUAUAGAGAUUGGUUACACUUUACAUGCUUGGAAGCCAAGCCCUAGUGUGCAGGCUCUUUUGGUUGCCUAGGUUUAUUUUUCCAUUCGAUCUUCAUUUUUCAGCCUACUUUCAUUUUUCCGUUCUAAUUUCAUUUUCCGACCUAUUUUCAUUAUCCAACCAAGUUUCAUUUUCCAUCCUACCUUUAUUUUUCACCUAAGUUUCAUUUGUCAACCCAUAUCAUUUUUUCAUUCUACAUUCAUUUUCCGACCAACCUUCAUUUUUCUAUUCUACAUUUUCCACCCAAGCUUCAUUUUUCAGCCUAUCAUCAUCCUACCUUCACCUCCUACUAGUCUACUUCUAUUCCAUCUUCAACUUUCUACAAAAUCUUCAUCUCUUACUAGCAUCUGUCAUCCUGUCCUCCUCAUAUGCAUAUCCUUAAUCCAAUUGCUACCUCUAAACCAACUACAUCCUCCCUUCAUAUUGUCAAUCAUCCUCAAACUGAGAAUCUUAAAUCUCAAAAUCUUUCAAAUUUUUAUCUUUAUUGUUUUGUCAAGGCCACCAAACAUCCAUUAAAAAUACACUUUGUUGUUCCUAUAUCUCUAGAGCCAACACCUUUUAAUUUUAUUACCCAAGCUGAUUCAGAUCCUAAUUAGACUACUACUAAGCAAAGCUAAACUUGUUGGACAGUGAUACUUAGGCCUGGUUUAUAUAGCAAAUUCCUAUCAUCACAUCUCAUCUCAAUAUCUAAACACCACAAAC
Molecule: messenger RNA, 2890 nt
Organism: Carya illinoinensis
Lineage: Eukaryota; Viridiplantae; Streptophyta; Magnoliopsida; Fagales; Juglandaceae
Exons: 2
Coding region: 1391-1888 (165 amino acids)
Molecular function (GO): nucleic acid binding; RNA-DNA hybrid ribonuclease activity
Source: RefSeq, a predicted model, not a curated record